AUGAAAAAACUCUUAAAGAGUACCGAUUUUGAUGCUGUAGUAUAGAAAUUGAAUAUUCACUGCAAAACUAAGAGCGAUGAUUAUUCCUUAGACUUGGAUCCAUUCUAAAAAAUAAAAAAUUCCUCUCCUAUGAUUUUCGGUGAUUAUUGCCAUACAAACAUACCAAUUCAAUUGUAACUAUCUCCUAUUGACAUAAAUCAAAAAAGUUACAUUUCAUUACUAUCAGAUAAUAUUGACUUUUCGGUUAAAGAUAAAAAAUAAGGCAAUAACUCAAAUUAAUCUUUGGAACGUCCUUAAUGUGAAAUAACAUAGCGCAUUCAUUCUUUCGUUUAAAAAGAGAAAAUUAUCAAUGAAGAAUAAAGCAAUAUAAAUAAAAGAUUGAAGGAAAUUCGGCAGAUUUAUGUCAAGAAGUUGGAACAACUCGACGAAUGUAUGUGA
Messenger RNA from Paramecium tetraurelia, 438 nucleotides. RefSeq lists its product as uncharacterized. NCBI's taxonomy places the organism in Eukaryota, Ciliophora, Oligohymenophorea, Peniculida, Parameciidae. The record is from RefSeq and is a predicted model, not a curated record. The transcript has 2 exons.